Molecule: messenger RNA, 1800 nt
Organism: Talaromyces proteolyticus
Lineage: Eukaryota; Fungi; Ascomycota; Eurotiomycetes; Eurotiales; Trichocomaceae
Product: Alpha/Beta hydrolase protein
Exons: 7
Coding region: 1-1800 (599 amino acids)
Molecular function (GO): dipeptidyl-peptidase activity
Source: RefSeq, a predicted model, not a curated record
AUGACCGGACCAAACCUUGAGCUUGGGAGCUUUCCUAUCCCAUGGGUGCCUACCAACCGACCUGAGGAUGAGACGAACACGUACCCCUACCGGAAGCAGACUAGGAACACUAGAAAGCUCCCUGUUGGUUGGAAAUUUGCGGAAGGCAGACGUCCCUUCCAUGAAGAAGUCAUAUUUGAUGAAGUGGUCGAAAUUCCGCUCAGAGACGGAGUCAAGAUUUACUGUGACAUUUUCAGGCCUGUCACAGAUACAAAAGUACCGGCCAUAUUAGCUGUUAGCCCAUAUGGCAAAAAUGGACACGGGUUCCGCAUAUUUGACAAUAUACCCUUCCGACUCGGACUACCAGAGAGCGCCACAUCUGGUCUGGAGAAAUUCGAAGGGCCUGACCCCGUCGAGUGGUGCCCUCGCGGCUAUGCAAUAGUCAACGUGGAUAUCCGAGGCACCUGGGAUAGUGAAGGCGAUCUCUAUAUCGAGGGAAGCCAGAUGGGUCUGGAUGGCUACGAUACGGUCGAAUUCAUUGCAGCUCAACAUUGGUGCAAUGGUGCCGUGAGCAUGUGUGGCAAUUCUUGGCUGGCAACGGAGCAGUGGGCAACCGCCAUCGAAAAGCCUCCGUCACUCAAGUGCAUAGCCCCGUGGGAAGCGUUCACGGACAAGUAUCGAGACUUGAUAUGCCGCGGUGGUGUUCCUAAGACCAACUUUGCCUCGUUCAUAUUCAACAAAACAAUUCGCGGCCGAAAUCGUCGGGAGGAUAUUGGGAGAGCGCUCGCCAAGUGGCCCCUGUUCAAUGGAUACUGGGCGGACAAGGUCUACGACACCAGUGACCUUACAAUACCCAUAUAUGCCCUUGCAAGUUACUCUUCGGGGAAUCACGGUUCUGGUACCGUAAGAGGCUGGAAAGGAGCAGCCUCAAAGGACAAGUGGAUCCGCUUCCAUCCGACUCAGGAGUGGUACGAUCUGUACACACCAAGAUACAUCGACGACCUGCAACGGUUUUUCGAUCGGUACCUGAAAGGCAUCGACAAUGGGUGGGAGAGAACUCCCAAAGCUAGGGUCUCGAUUCUAACUUAUGGGAAUCGUUUUGAGCCUGGCCCAAUAUGGGAUGUUCCAUUCUCUGACUAUCCAAUUCCGUCAACUGAGUAUCGUAAGCUCUACUUGCGAGACUCCGGACAGUUGGCUAUCUCACCGCAGGCCAACGAGGGAUCCGUGACCCAUAAUGUGGACGGAUACCACGCAAAACCAUCAGAAUUUGUGCUGGUAUUCGACAAAACGACAACCCUUGUUGGCCAUUCAAAAGCGGAACUUUGGAUGUCUUGCGGAGACAAGGACGACAUGGAUGUUUAUGUCUCCAUUCGCAAACUGAGCAAGAGUGGAAUAGUUUUAGAACACGUGAAUGUUCCCUGGGAAUCUCUUCCCGAAGGUGUCAAUACCCAAAACGAUGUUCCAAUGGCGCAGACCGUCAAGUACACUGGACCAACCGGUAUCCUCCGGGCUUCGCAUCGCGCCGAGGCCCCAGAACUCAGCACGCACUUGAUUCCAUACCACCCACACGAUAAAGAAGAAAAGAUACCCCCAGGAAAUGUCGUCAAGCUAGGAAUCUCUCUUUGGCCAAUGGGCAUCUAUUUUGAAGCUGGGGAGGGCCUGCUCUUUCGUGUCCAAGGCUUCAUUGAUACGAGCUCGGAUUUCCCCAGCCACAUCGACAAGAAGCUCGACAAUCUGAACGAAGGUCGACAUACGAUUCAUUUCGGUGGGAAGUAUGACUCUACGAUCAUCGUGCCUGUCAUUACCCUGCCAGCGCAAUAA